Punica granatum (pomegranate) is the source of this 299-nucleotide messenger RNA. The record is from RefSeq and is a predicted model, not a curated record. Lineage: Eukaryota; Viridiplantae; Streptophyta; Magnoliopsida; Myrtales; Lythraceae.
AUGGGUGGUAAGGGCAGCGGCGGAGGUAAGGGUGGAGAAGCUGGUGGGAAAGGAGGCGGAGGCGGUGGCGGUGGUGGGUCCUCAAAGGGUGGCGGAGGUGGUGGUGGCGGCAGCGGCAAGGGAGAUCCUGGAAUGAUGGUAGCCCCUGGGAGCGGCGGGGCCGCUCACAUUUCACGGGAUGCUUUUGAGAGCAACCCACAAGCAUAUAUUUCAGGCCUUCAUGAGAGCGAGAAGGGAAGGGCAGCUAAAUAAAUAUGACCCUAACCUUGCUUUAGAAAUGUCCCUGCCUACAAAGUAGG